AUGCGGUCUCAAAUUGCCAACGUACCUGUGCCUAAUCAACACUCGGAAGUUGAAGAGGGAGGAUUUGGCACGGUUGCUCAUCCAAGUACAGUGGAUGAGGAUAAAGCGAAUAUUCAACCGUCCAACCAAGAUGCCUUUGGAAACGAAGAAUUUGCCGAGGUCAAGUACAAAGUACUGAAGUGGUGGCAAUGUGGUCUGCUAAUGGUGGCCGAAACCAUCUCCAUGGGAAUUCUCUCACUUCCAACUGCAUUCGCGGGUUUAGGGCUGGCUCCUGCGAUUGUCAUCCUAGUUGGACUCGGCGUUCUCGCUACCUAUACCGGCUAUGUAAUAGGGCAGUUCAAGUGCAGAUACCCCCAUAUCUCUAGUGUUGCGGAUGCAGGCGAGAUCCUUCUUGGGCCAAUUGGGCGGGAGUUGUUCUUCAUAGCGCACAUGCUGUACACUGUGUUUAUCAUGGCCAGUCACAUAUUGACAUUCACAGUCGCCAUGAAUACCAUCACUGACCAUGGGACUUGCUCACUUGUCUUCGGGGUCGUAGGGCUUGUUAUAUCGUUUAUUCUCUCGGUUCCUCGAACUUUGAAAAGGAUGACAUGGCUUUCACUGGCCUCAUUUGCGAGUAUUAUAGCGGCCGUCUUCGUAACAAUGAUUGCCGUUGGUGUUCAGAAUCAUGUGAGUAGCUUCAAGGUCACAGCCCAAACCAGCUUGGUCAACGCAUUCACAUCGGUGUCGAACGUUGUUUUCGCAUAUGCCAGUCAUAAUACAUUUUUCAACAUGAUGGCCGAGCUCGAAGACUAUAGAGACUAUCCCAAGGCGCUUGCAUUGCUACAGUCUAUUGAUAUAUGCCUGUAUCUCGUCACAGCCAUCGUUAUCUACUUGUAUGCCGGGGAUGGAGUAGAAUCUCCAGCAUUGAGCUCCGCUGGUCCAUUGAUUGCAAAAGUUGCGUAUGGAGUUGCUUUGCCAACGAUUGUUAUUGCUGGUGUUAUCUACGGCCACAUUGCGUUUAAAACAAUGUAUAUACGGAUUUUCGCUGGGACCGAUCGCAUGCACAAGCAGGACUUCGUCGCAGUCGGAUCUUGGAUUGGACUAGCACUGUCACUCUGGGUUCUGGCCUGGAUCAUUGCAUCUGCCAUUCCUGUGUUCAACAAUCUCUUGAGUCUGAUGAGUGCACUCUUCGCUAGCUGGUUCAGCUUCGGCCUGCCGGGUAUAUUCUGGCUAUACUUGAAUCGAGGCAGAUGGGUCGAGUCGCCACGCAAAGUGCUCUUAACUAUGUUGAAUGUGCUGUGCGUCAGUAUCGGCAUUGUUUUGUGUGGCCUGGGCGUGUAUACAUCAGGCAAAGCAAUUCAUGAUGAUCCGAGCAGUGCGAGCUUUUCCUGUGCCAAUAACGCCUGAUGGAUCAUUACUGGCUAGAUUCACGAUUCGUGGGCAAUAGACAAUUCGCUCGUUUUCUGGAAUUGAGUAAGGCGCAAAAUACAUUGCAGGGACUCACCGAAGUUGCGGAAAGAUAUCCCAAGUUAUGCACAAUACGCUAAAAUUCCAUGUCUAUCUCCCCGCACGAAACGGGGUCUAUGGUUACCCCGGCUGCGUGUCCGAAAUCCAGUGACACCCCGCACUGGGACUGUGCCUCCUAUAUGCGGGGUGUGAUAUUGCUUGUAUUAAAUUCGAUGGAGGCAUUUAUUGAGAUGUAUAAGUACUGUAUUAGAGGUUCUAUGUCAGAGUUCAUUGUGCCUACGAUGAGACGAGCCAUCGUGAAUAUGAACGCGGGAUGGGGGCAGGAUGAAUAUUCCGCUUUAGGAGUAGAUUUCCGC
Messenger RNA from Aspergillus glaucus CBS 516.65, 1802 nucleotides. RefSeq lists its product as uncharacterized. Gene Ontology annotation, biological process: amino acid transmembrane transport. The record is from RefSeq and is a predicted model, not a curated record. The coding region runs from base 1 to 1386 and encodes 461 amino acids. Gene Ontology annotation, molecular function: amino acid transmembrane transporter activity. Lineage: Eukaryota; Fungi; Ascomycota; Eurotiomycetes; Eurotiales; Aspergillaceae. Gene Ontology annotation, cellular component: vacuolar membrane. The transcript has 7 exons.